This is a messenger RNA of Vespa mandarinia (Asian giant hornet), 1572 nucleotides long. It is a transcript of the gene Dnaaf3, whose product is annotated as Dynein axonemal assembly factor 3. The record is from RefSeq and is a predicted model, not a curated record. Gene Ontology annotation, biological process: motile cilium assembly; axonemal dynein complex assembly. Lineage: Eukaryota; Metazoa; Arthropoda; Insecta; Hymenoptera; Vespidae.
AAGCGCGUGUGAAACUCUGAAAAAAAUUUCAUAUGUAUUUCUAUGGCAACUAAACAUUGUCAAUUUUGGCUCAUAUCCAUAACAGUAAUAAUCCUUAUUACCAUACAUUUAUACUGCAUUUUAGGACAGCGUGUGUGUUGAGAAAGUAGUGAAAAACGCAGAAAAAUAAAAUAAAAUGUGGUGGGGAUAUAGUGCUCCAUUAGACUUACAAUGUGAAAUUGAAGAAAAGGAAGUAACACCUAAAUCUCUUGAAGUAUUGAUCAUAGGUGCUUCUGAUGCAAGACAUAUUAUAAAGACAUUAGCGUCCUCUUAUAAACACUCUGAUUGUUCUAUUAUUUAUCAUAUAAUCGAACCAACAAUGGAACAAGUUGCUAGAUCAAUACUUUUAUUAAGCACUUGUUUGGAUAAAGAUUUAGGACUGCAAGAAGCAACUCGAUAUUACUUGGAAAUUAUGGGAAAUACACUUUUAAGACCUGCUACGGCUAAAUAUUUGGCAAAACAUUCUAAAUUAUUGGCAGAUACUGUAACUCAAACCAUUGAUUGUCCUUGGCUAAAUCUGGAAAAACUUAAACAUAAGGACAGAGAUCAGUUAGAAUGGAUAUUUAAAUUUUGGGAACGUGCUACGCGCGAAGGGGUUCCAAUUGUGGAUUAUUGGGACAAAAGAAUUAGAAAAUCAUUAAAAACACGAUAUGACUACAGGGAUGGAGUUUUUGAUUGGGAUUAUCACAUGAUAUUAAAACCAAGAGGUCAUUCAAAUUUAACUGUACAUGAAUAUAGAUUUUGGAGAAAUAAUGGAAUAGCAUUCACUUGGAUAGAAGGUGAACCUGCUAGAAGUAAUCCAACACUUUUAAAUAAUAUAAUUCCUCUUGGAGAUGGAUUUUUACAUUAUGCUUAUUUGGGGGAUAUAACUAAUGGACCUUUUUUUACAUGGGCUUUAAAUGAGGAUAAAGAAAAUAUAAAGCUCAGAGCAACUGAUAUAGCAGAAAGAGAAGUAAUGCGUACUAUUCACGAAAUUAGAACAAAGGAACCUUUUUGUGAUGAACUCGUUGCCGCACAUAGAGAUCCAUCUAUAUUAAAUGGUAUAAUAAUAACAGAAAUGCCAAGCUCUGAAAUAGAAUAUGAAUCAUGGGUAAAAUAUGAUAAAUAUGAAAAACAAGGUGUUACUUGGAUAUCUAUUCCUAAUACAAAGAUUUUAUUCCAUCCAUUGUCGACAUUGGAAUUAUUUAAAAAUAGAGCAGAGUACAAAGAGAAAUUUGAUAUAAUUUGGAUAGCACAUAAUAUGACCAAACAAUUAUCUAAUGUAGUACCAUUGUUGAAAAGAAAAGGACAUAUACUAAUCGAAUUACGUAAAUACUUAAGUGAAUUACGUAAAGAAGAUUUGGAAAGUUUUACCAAAGAAUUAAAAAGUACUGCACAAGCAUGUGGACUGCGAGAAAUGAAAAAUUUCAAUUCUGAAAAUCAUACUAUAGCACAAUUUUGCAAUAAUUAAUAAUGAUUGUAAUAAAUUAUUUCCUAACCUGCACCAUAAUAAGUUACAUUGACACAAAUUAAUAUAACGACUAGUCUAACAUG